AUGGGACCGAUAAAAAAUACGAAAAGGAAGGCAUGGUUCGACAGUAAAUGUAUGAAUGCAAUAGAAAGUCGGAAUAAAGCCAGACUUACGAUGAUACAAGCUAGCAAAAUACUACACCGAUGUAAAAGAUAGCACAAAAAAGAAAAAUUUAAAGAAUUAAAAGCAAAUAGGUACAAUAUAAACCUGUUUUUUAGGAAAUGCAAUCAGGUUAAACAAGGAUUUAAGCAUCAAACAAAAAUUAUAAGCAAGAAAAAUGGCUCUAUAGUAAUCCAAGAUGAGAAAAUUCCAAAGAAAUUUUCCAAUUUCUUUGAAAAAUUGUUAAAUAAAUUACAUGAUACUUCAGGUAGUGAACCCGGCAUGGUCUUGACGACGGCAGAACCGUUCAUAGAUAACCCGUCACUGGAAGAAGUACAUAAGGCUAUAAAGCAGUUACAAAAUAGCAAAGCCCCAGGAAAAAACUUAAUAAACGCAAAAAUGAUAAAAGCAGGUGGUCCUAAAGACUAA
Messenger RNA from Cinara cedri, 504 nucleotides. Lineage: Eukaryota; Metazoa; Arthropoda; Insecta; Hemiptera; Aphididae. The record is from the annotation of a GenBank genome assembly.